Molecule: messenger RNA, 408 nt
Organism: Plasmodium fragile
Lineage: Eukaryota; Apicomplexa; Aconoidasida; Haemosporida; Plasmodiidae
Exons: 1
Coding region: 1-408 (135 amino acids)
Source: RefSeq, a predicted model, not a curated record
AUGGCGGCACACGGAGCAUCCGGUGAAGCGGCAACCAUGGACAGGAAGAAAUUGGACUUGUGGAAAGAAUGGGUUGCAAAGCAACAUCGGCAAAUGUGUAUGUAUGGCCAGGAGGCGUGGUUUCAACAUUUGUUGAAUAAUGUAGAGCAGCAGACAGUGUCGGACAAAGGCGCAGUACCACGAGUAGAAAAACACUUAGAACUGGACAAUGUACUGGCCGCAGAAGAUAUGCUAAGAGUGCGAGAUGUACCACGCGCGCAACUGCAUAAGCAACCUUACAUGACAAAACCGUUAACCGCCCCCAAAUUGUGGAUGCUCGUGCUCGCGUUCGUAAUCGAAGAAUGCGAGCUCGAGAGUAGUAUGCAGGAGAAGGAGUUAUAUGUGGAUGAUCUAUUGGAGCAACUGUGA